This is a messenger RNA of Monosiga brevicollis MX1, 1215 nucleotides long. RefSeq lists its product as uncharacterized. The record is from RefSeq and is a predicted model, not a curated record. Bases 1 to 1215 code for a protein of 404 amino acids. The transcript has 3 exons. Lineage: Eukaryota; Choanoflagellata; Craspedida; Salpingoecidae.
AUGCAGCAAGCUGUGAGCAAUGUUCGCAAUCGCCACGUCAAUGUGAGUCCAAACGACCUGGUACAGGAACUGCUCAACUCCAAGCGCCUGCUCGAGUCGCAGCGCGUGCAUAUGGCCCAGUUUGCCAGUGCUCUCAGCACCAUCAUGAGUGCCCGCUCCCAAGCCACCUGGCGCGAGCUCAAGCGCCUCUACGACCCCCUGGACCCGGAUCGCGACUCGAUUCAGCUGCGCCGACUCAAUGCUGCCGAGCGUGCCCGCCACGAGCGCGAAUUUCUUGCCCUCUUAAACAGCACCAUUGAUGCUGCCAACUUUGAAGUGCUGCCCCGCGGGGAUGUGCUCGCGCAGCUCAAAGAAAAAGUGUCCGUGGAGGGCGUCAAAGUGUCUGUCGAUCAGGAUAAAUACGAGUUUAUUCGAGUAUGGACAAGAGGGCGGGCCCGUACACAACAGGUGCACUGGACGCGCCGCGCGUCGAAACUCUUACGCUGGGCGCGGGGCCAACCCGACGUUCAAGAUCUUCAACAGAUCUACCCGCGCUGCCUCGUCGCGUGCAAGCAAAAGGACCAAAUUAGCCUCAAAGUCUUUAAAAACGUUGAAGACGACAAACUCGAGCUGCUCCUGCCGGAUAUCAAGAUUGACAUGUCCAAUUUUGACCGUAACAUGCUCUAUGGCACUCUGGCCGUCACGACCGUGACCUUUUUGAUGCGCAUGAAUGCCUCCUUUCAAGAUAACCUGGCCUUGGGUCCCGUCAAGGGAGGAUUGGCUGCCAUUAUCAUUACCGCCGGUUUCCUUGGCUACCGUCUUUGGGACGGUGUCUCGAAUAACCGGCACCGCUACCUGGCCCGCUACCACAAAACGCUGUAUUUUCAAAACGUCGCCAGUAACCGCAGCGCACUCGCCCUGCUCAUUGAUCGGGCCGCCGAGGAAGAAUUUGCCGAAACACUCUUGGCCUACUUUGCCCUCGUCACCUCCCCGGGAUCACUGACUCAUCGUGGGCUUGCCGUGGUGGUUGAAGAUCAACUGCUGCGUGACAUCUUUGGCGUCCAUGUGCAAUUUGACACGGAAGAUGCAGUCCGCAAGCUCCACGAGCUCAACCUGAUUGCCAACACCACCCGUCACUCUCACUUUGGCGUCGAAGCUAUCUCCGCCAUUCCUCUCCCACAAGCUGCGCAAGCCAUGCAGUCCAUGACGGCUCGUGACAUGCGGGCCCUGCGCUAG